Messenger RNA from Cladocopium goreaui, 324 nucleotides. The record is from the annotation of a GenBank genome assembly. Lineage: Eukaryota; Dinophyceae; Suessiales; Symbiodiniaceae.
AUGUCCUUUGCAUUGGACCCCAACACCAACCUCCAGGAGACCAAGAAGCCGAAGUAUGCCACCAACCCCAACAACUACUUGAAGAAUGAAGAGGGUGAAGAAGAGGAGGAAGAGGAAGACGUCCCUGAGGACUUGGCAGAUUUGGAGCCAGAAGAACAGCAGAAAAGGAUCAAGAUUCGAGCUGCCUAUAAGAUGGCCCUUGGCACUCUUCUUGUCCUGAUCUUUUCAGAUCCCAUGGUGGACCUGCUGUCGGAACUAGGUGCGGCUUCAGUUGGGAUUCUCCACCUGGUGGACCUGCUGUCUUCGAACAAAGCUCUGCGCUAA